AGACUUUCUUAUCUUUGGCGAGAUUGUAGUACAUUUAGGAACGCAAAGGUUUCCCAAUGCAUAGACUUGCAGUGUCAUUUGCGCUGGCAUCAGGUAAACCUCCUACUUACUUCCCUCGUGAAUAGUACCCUGACGUCAAUUCCACGUGCCGGUUACAGCUGUGAAUUCGUCGACGAUUGACUUAACAUCUUUAGGGGUUACGCGGAUGAUCAGCCCAGGUCUCUCUACCUUCGUCUUAGUAUAGGAUCCAUGUGAACAUUUUCAUCAUGGAUGACUCCAGCACUAUCAGCGAUUUCGCUCCACCGAUGAGAGGAAUGGAGCUCGUUGCUCGAUCCAGCAUUCAUUCACUUCGACCGCCUUCCAUCACUUCCACUUCUUCGUCCAACUGCAGCGAAGCUCACAUUUGGAAGCUCACCGAUUUACGUAAACGAUUCAAAAACAAAAAUUUGGAGACGCUGUACCUUCGUUAUCAACAGCGGCUCAUGCACGUCGAUCUUAAAGGCUUUCUGCUGCUACAAAUCUUUCUCAGUUCCGUCUUUAUUCUAAUCUUACUUUGCAUCAACACGGACGAUGAAAGUCGAGCCCUUCCGGAAAUCAUCGGUCACGUCAUCCUCUUGCUGACCGCUAGUCUUUGCUACGGUGUUGCCUACAGAGAAAGGCGAUUCAAGAAAUACCAGUUCCUUUCCAUGCUAAUGGCCGUCGUCCUAACAUUCGUUCUCGUCGCGGUGGAUCUUGGACAGGACCUCUGGUUCGCCUAUCACAACACAGCUCAUUCAGACGAAGCCUUUAUUUUUCACGUUCCUGCUGCUCUCUACACGAUCCUGGCCGUCUACAAUUUGCUACCGAUCGCAUCUCUUCGUGUCACAACGUUGAUCGGCUUUUUGGUCGCCAUCGUUCACGUGACAGCGAACGCGUUGCUCUUUCAGACGAGGAAAUCGGUCGACAACGAAGUUGACAUUUCUCUGAUCAUGGCCGAUGUCGCAUUCUAUUUGACGGCCAACGUUGUCGGCAUUUUCACCAAGUGCCUAAACGAGACUACGCUGAGACGGGCCUUCCUCGAUCGUCGCCGGUGCAUCGAGUCCACCAUCAAACUGGACUACGAGAAGAGUCAAGAAGAGCAGCUGAUGUUGUCCAUCUUGCCCAAACACAUCGCCCACCUCGUGGGUACCGACAUCAGGGAGGAAGUCCAGUUGAUGAUGAGAUCCAAGACGUCGCCGUCGUCCAGGAAACCGUUCGACAAGUUACACGUCGAGACGCAUAAGGAUGUCAGUGUCCUUUACGCCGAUAUUGUCAACUUUACUCCGCUGACCGCAGCCCUCUCGGCGGCCAGCCUCGUCUCCAUGCUCAACGAGUUGUUUGGAAAAUUUGACGAAGCUGCCAAAGAAAACGAUUGUUUAAGAAUCAAAAUCCUCGGCGACUGUUAUUACUGCGUGUCUGGAAUUCAGGACGGAGGAAUUCAGGGCGGAUUCAGGACGACCACGAAUGCCAAGAAUAAUGCUAAGAAUUGCGUCGAAAUGGGAUUCAAGAUGAUUGAAAUCAUCCGCCAAGUCAGAGAGGAUCACCAAGUGGAUGUGGACAUGCGGAUCGGCGUUCAUAGCGGCAACGUUAUCAGUGGUCUGAUCGGCCUUCGCAAGUGGCAGUUUGAUAUCUGGUCCCGUGACGUGACCAUUGCCAAUCAUAUGGAACAGUCGGGAAUACCUGGGUAUAAAAUGUUCCUGACGUACGACUCCUUGGCUUAUGUCAUGUCUCAGAGUGAUUUGUGGGUGCACAUAUCCAUGGCAACCAAGAAUCUGCUGGGAGAUUCUUAUCAAUUUAGGCCCGGGAACGGGAUGAAACGGGAUACUUACCUGGCAAAACUGGGAAUUGAGACUUUUCUAGUCGUUUCAACUGACGCCAAUCAAUCGAAGGAAUCUGGAGUCAAAAGGAUCAAAUUUAAAGCCGAUCCUUUCGCUACGCUGCCCCGUAUAAACGCUAAUGCUGCCAUGACUAAUGAUGGAGCUUCCACAAAUAAUCAUCGGGUUGACUCCGAAACAAACAAGAAGCUCAAUAACGAUACUGAAAACUCAUCGCUUGACAGUCUCUACGAAAGACUUCCGCCAAGCCUUCCAGUUUUGGUUGCUCACAGAAUUCCGCCAUCGUCAUCAUUACCUCACAUCUAUACGAAAAUGCGACAGUCAUCAGUAGCGACAGGUGACGAACAUUCCGAGGAAAUUUACAUCCGGCUAGUGAAAAAUCCCAGGAAAUCUAGUGUGGCUAGCGGAACUGGAAGACGACUCUUUGCCAGGAGGCGAUCGACGACUGGUGAAAACACCUCACGACGGGGUGCAGUUUUGAUGGACAACACUUUAGUCAGUUUCCGGCGGAUGAUGGACCAAGCCGAUUCUAAGAUGGAAAAAUCCAUCGAAUCCAUGAUAUUAUCAAAAUUCAGACGAUCCAGGGCGACUCCGGACCAGGAAUCGCACGUCAACCUUUUUCUUUUCUUCUCCAACCGAUCCUGGGAACUUCCUUUUUUGCAGCGUCCGGAUCCUUUGUUCAACCUUUACGUCUUGGGUGCCAUUCCAGUUCUGAUUGGGAUCAUGACCAUUCAGCUCUCUCUCUAUAGUAGUGGCCCCCGGACAUUCUGGUUGGUCUUUGGGAUAGCCUUGAUUAUUGUGGUGUUAGUUGGCAUGUGCUUGUGGGUGCCCCAGAUUUGGUACUACAGUAGGAACUCUAUUAACGACGACCCGGAAAAUGUAUUUGAAAGCCUCUCUGUUUCUCCCGAGCCGAGCCGAUCCAGCUCGGCCGUCUCAGCAGCGUUUUUCAAGCUGGAUUCUUUUUGUUCAUCCCUAACGACCCGGACCCUUAUCUUUCUCGUGGUUACGGUGGCCGUUGGUGCUUGUGGUCUAGUUGAUCUGGACCAUGUCAAAGAAUCAAAUAAUACAUCAAAAGCAAUGACAGAGAAUAACACUUUGUUUGGCCAGUGCAACUUCCAAGAUUCUCGCAUUUACCUCUGGUACUUUACAUACGUAUGCGCCUUGACGAUGUCCGUAGCCUUCGGCUUCUACCGCAUCCAUUUCGCGUUGAAAUUUAGCUUCUAUGCAGCUUUCCUUGCCAUAUACACAGUAAUGACAGUCAACAUCUACCCAGACAUAUGUUUGAUAUAUAGUCGAGAAGAAUGCCUCUUAUGCAAAGCUAGUCCAUCUGUUCAGCCGGAACUCAGUCAUGCCUUAUAUCUGUUGACUAUCCUCAUGAUUUUGCACGUGGCCGACCGUCAGAUUGAAUUCAUCAACCGGCUAGAUUACGUGUGGCAGCGUCAGCUGGCCAAUGAACAGGAGGAAGCUAACACCACCAGAAUCGUCAACAAGAUGUUGCUUCUAAACAUCUUGCCCCAUCACGUUGCUGAUGUUUAUCUAGACACAUCCCGCUGCAGUGACCAACUGUAUCACGAAGAACACAAACGAGUGGCCGUCAUGUUUGCCUCUAUUCCAAAUUUUAUGGACUAUUUCGCAGAAAAUGACAUCGGCGAUGGUGGCUAUCGUUGCUUAGAAGUCCUUAACUCGAUCAUCAGCGCGUUUGAUGCGUUGUCAUUCGAGGAAUCGUUCUCCCGCAUUGAGAAAAUCAAAAUUUUGGGCAGCACCUACAUGGCAGCAUCAGGUCUCACGGCUGUCCGCAAUGGAUCGACUGCUGAGACGGUUGCGGAAAGCGAAUCGCGCGUUAUCGCACUGAUCACCAUGAUAAGGUUCGCUUUGGCAAUGUGCACGGUACUUGACCAGCUGAAUCGAAAGCAAGCGCCCAACUUCCAACAAGCGCCCAACUUCCAACUGCGGAUCGGAAUUGAAUACGGACCGGUUAUUGCAGGAGUUGUCGGAGCGCAAAAGCCGCUUUACGACAUUUGGGGCGAUACGGUCAACAUGGCAUCCCGGUUGGAGUACACUAGUCAAUUGGGUGAAAUUCAAGUUACAGAAAAGACGGCCAAAUUACUGGAAGCUGUUGGCAUCCACUGUGAGAAGCGAGGCGAAACGUUCUUGAAAGGCAAAGGCCUCGUUAUGACGUACUGGGUGCGUCCGGAUGCGUCGGAUUUCUACGAUUCUGUGCAAAGUUCCUCGGCGGCGAUUAAGAGCUUCCUCGGUUUGAGCGACAUGCUACUGACAUCGCCUUCGGCUCGCAGUUCACUAAGCCGCAAACCAGGCCGGCCGUCCGUUCUGAUUGAAGAAGACGAAGAAGAACGUUCCAGUCAAAAAGAUGUCCAGCAUUUGUCGUCUUUUUCUAGUAUGGUAGCUAAUCCAGCUCUUACAUCACCUCCUCUCGUGAAAUUCGAGUUGUACGAAGAUGUCGAUACUGUGUCACUGUCGAAUGAAGACGUUAAUUUAGAUAUUUAUGAUGAAGAUGAAAUGACGCAUCUCUAAAAAAAUUCCCCUUUCUUCUUUAAUUCUUUUUUUAACUCAACUGUCUCAUCGUUAAUGCAAAGUGCUCAGGCACUUAACUUCUUUAUACUGACAUAUUAUACUGACAAGUGUACAUAAAU
Daphnia pulicaria is the source of this 4504-nucleotide messenger RNA. RefSeq names its product adenylate cyclase type 4-like. The record is from RefSeq and is a predicted model, not a curated record. Gene Ontology annotation, molecular function: adenylate cyclase activity. The transcript is spliced from 20 exons. Lineage: Eukaryota; Metazoa; Arthropoda; Branchiopoda; Diplostraca; Daphniidae. The coding region runs from base 267 to 4385 and encodes 1372 amino acids. Gene Ontology annotation, biological process: intracellular signal transduction; cAMP biosynthetic process; adenylate cyclase-activating G protein-coupled receptor signaling pathway.